This is a messenger RNA of Styela clava, 1366 nucleotides long. The record is from RefSeq and is a predicted model, not a curated record. Lineage: Eukaryota; Metazoa; Chordata; Ascidiacea; Stolidobranchia; Styelidae.
UAUCAUUUUCGGUUUGACGAGUUUGUAUGGUUUGAUUUUUUCUAUCUGUAAAUCAGCAACAAAACUUCAAGCUUAUAAUUCAAAAAAGAAGAAACAUGAUAUAUCAAUAUUUGUUCGUGUUACUUAUUGCGUGUUCAAGUCACGCAAAAAUAUCGACAAACUCAGAGGAUCAGUAUGAUGGCAUAUCAUACAAUUUUGACUUUACGUUCUCAAGUGAACAAGAUUUGCGAAUGCAGUUGGAGAAAAAGCUUACAUCAAUUCUAAUGAACAUUUUUGAUGGUGAUCUUGUAAUAAACACUCAAAUAUUCGAAAAUGUCGAAUAUUCUAGUUCCUCGUCUUCUAAUGAUGCCACUACUAAUCCGUUCUAUUCAGCGGUAAAUGAGAUACCUGAGAAAUCUGCAUUGAGUACAAGGACAGAAAUUACGACAGCACUAACGAAAUAUACUUGGGGAUGGCCGCUCAGUACUGACCGAUUGAUAACAAACGACAAAGAUGAUAUUGGACAUAGAGUGACCACUGACACGGAUUCAACUCUUCUUCAGUCUUCCACUUUAUCAACCUUCGUUGAUAGGACUAGAGGAAGCUCACUUUCAGAAUUACCCGAGGAUUGCACAAACAUACACAAGAAAAACGCAAAAAUUAAAAACGAUACCGGUGGAGUGUUUGAUAUAUAUCCUGAACCAACUGAAAGUUCCAUUGAAGUUUACUGUGAUCUCGUCACCGACGGAGGAGGAUGGAUUGUGUUUCAACGACGAAUGGAUGGAUCGGAAAAUUUUUACAGAAAUUAUUCUGACUACGUGAAUGGGUUUGGAAAAGCUGAUAGAGAAAUGUGGAUUGGUCUGAAAACUUUAAAUCUGAUUACGAACAAAUAUGAUUGUGAACUUCGUGUAGAUAUGAAAGAUCGGGAAAAUAACACAGCUUAUGCUAAUUAUGGGUUGUUCAAAGUUGGAGAUGAAACUUCAAAUUAUCGGCUUACCAUUGGUGAAUACAGCGGAAAUGCUGGGGAUUCAUUGUCACGCCAUAAUGCAAUGAACUUCACAACUAAGGAUUAUGAUGAUGACAUUGCGGGCUUAAAUUGUGCUCAACGAUAUACUGGCGCUUGGUGGUUCAGGAAAUGUCAUAACUCUCACCUCAACGGAGUUUACUAUAGAGGAAAUUCGACAUAUGCAGAAGGAAUUAUCUGGCGUACGUGGAGGGGAUACCAAUAUUCUCUUAAAUUUAUUGAGAUGAAAAUAAGAAGAAAAUUUAAAGUUUUAAACUAAACUUAAAAUUGUACGCCUAUUUGAAAUGUUAAUGGAUCAAAAGGUUAAUAAGUUUUUUUUCGUAGCUUUCUCAAUAUUUCAAAAGUUGCAGUUUUCAAUUAAUA